Molecule: messenger RNA, 764 nt
Organism: Heterobasidion irregulare TC 32-1
Lineage: Eukaryota; Fungi; Basidiomycota; Agaricomycetes; Russulales; Bondarzewiaceae
Exons: 13
Coding region: 39-764 (241 amino acids)
Source: RefSeq, a predicted model, not a curated record
GAAAAUCACGACCUGUAGGUCAAUGCAAACAAACGCGAAUGACCUCAAAUCUGCGAGAUGAUAUUCUUGCUGACAUCGUGAAUCUAUAUCUGACCGAAUGUUUCGGGCUUGCCUCAUUCGUCGUUAUGAUGUGGGACCAUCUCCUUACACUCUCUGACGAGGUGACGUUUAUCUGGCUUGGGCGCAAAGGACUGUAUAUAUAUCUUUAUUUUGUGAAUCGAUACUUCAUACCACUCAGCUUCAUUGUAAAUCUGUAUGCAUAUUUUGGUCGAAGUUGGACUCAAGAAAGCUGUAAUCAUUUUGUACGUUAUGAAGGCAGCAUGACCAUGAUCGGGGUCUAUAUCGCUGCAUUCCUCAUGCUUUUCCGAUUAGUCGCGCUGUAUCACGGAAAUAAAUAUGUUCAAGUGCCUGUAUUCGCAAUUCUGUUCGCGGCAAUCGCUGUCAAUGCAUGGCUUUUGUCUCGCGGUCAAGGAGUCUCACAAUCCUCAUCGUUGGUUCAUUCUUGCACCAUGAUUUUUGAUCCUUCUCUCGGCCCAGUCGCUGCUUGCGCUGCCAUUCUUCCACUUGUCUACGACACUGUCAUAUGUGUUUUGGUGAUUGCUCGUCUGGUGCAUUGGCGCGGGUCGCGGGAAACUGGGAAUCUUCAAUCCACUCUGAUGAAAGAGGGACUAUCAUAUUAUUUUUUUGGUUGCUCGGUCAUGCUCGCCUCGACAUUUACGAUCGUAUAUGCCGACCCUUCCGCUCGCAAUAUCGCCAUGCAGUGA